Messenger RNA from Amphimedon queenslandica, 1606 nucleotides. Its product is annotated as SH2 domain-containing protein 4B-like. The record is from RefSeq and is a predicted model, not a curated record. Gene Ontology annotation, cellular component: cytoplasm. The transcript has 9 exons. NCBI's taxonomy places the organism in Eukaryota, Metazoa, Porifera, Demospongiae, Haplosclerida, Niphatidae. The coding region runs from base 50 to 1399 and encodes 449 amino acids.
GGUGUGGCUGGUAACUUGCACAUACACAACAACAAGAGCAACAUCAAUCAUGUUGAAGCUUAUACUAGAGGCUGGCUAUGUUGACCCUGAAGUACUACAGGAGCUAAACGAGGAGCAAAAAGAAAUGCUGUUUGAAAAACUAAGACAAGAGCAGCUGAGGAAAUGGAGAAUAAGAGAGGAGGAAUUGCUAAUGAAAGAGAGAGCAAUGCCAGCUAAGCCUCCUAAAAAACCCAAAAUAAAUUUCCUUGAAGGAUCAGACGGUCGUCCAUGGGUAUGGGUAAUGGGUGAACACCCUGAUGAUCUGCCGUAUGAAGAGCUAGUUAGAAAAAAAGAAGCCAAGGAAGAAGAAAAGAGAAGAGAGAGUGUAAGAAAGGAAGCCGAGGAACUAGCAAAGCUUGAAACUAGAGAUAUUUUACUGGCAGAUGAUGAUUCUAGCAAGCCUCUUGCACAUUCAGAAUCAUUCAUGGAUACAGUCAUGGCUGAGUCUCCUGAUGGAAUCAGGAAAGCUAAAGUGAUAGGCCUGUGGCAAAAGGCAAUUGAUAAUCGAACAACACUUGUACAAAGCAUGACAGAGGAAGAGAAACAAGCAUAUGAGAAAAGGAGAGCAGAUGAACUGCAUGAGAAUAUGUUAAAAAGCAAUGAAGUUAAAAUGACUAGAGCAGCAGAUGUUGCAAUGGAAGCAUUGAGACAAUGGCGUGAAUCAGAAGAGAAAGCAAAAGCUUUAGAAAAGAAGCACAAGAUAUCAGUGUCAAAAGCAAAGGAGAAAGUCAAGGGCGAAGUAGCUGAUGAAGAAAUACUUGCUAGUAUUCCUGAUGAAAAGAAGAAACAGCUCACACGAAAACUAAGUGAAAAGAAACUUGGCACAAAAGCAGUCGAGCAGAAAGUGGAGGAACCUGUAGCCAAAGGGAAGGAAAAAAUAAUGCUUAGGUGGUCUAGCUUUGUUGCAAAGGACACAAAGCCUAAGAGCAUUGAUCAUGCAAUUAAAUGGUUUCGAGAGCAAGAGGCUCCCAAAGGUGUAGGAAGAGAAUCAGAUGGUUCAAUCAGUUUGUGGUUUCAUGGUCCAAUUAAAAGGGACACUGCAGAUACCGUACUCCAACCCAAGCCUUCUGGAAUGUACCUUGUGAGACUGAGUCAUAAAGUUUGGGGAUACACCAUUUCAGUCAAAGUGACCGAGGCUGUGAAGCAUUAUGUUGUGGAUGUUAGUACACCAAAUGUGUACAAAUUCAUUGGGAAGCAACAACCUGAAUUCCCUUCAUUGAAAGAGCUGCUCAAGUACUACAGACGAUAUCCAGUUACAUGGAAAGGAAAGGAAGUUCUAUUACUAGCAUGUGAACAGUCUCCGGAAUUACUACUGGAGACAAAGGCUCUCUAUCAAGAUACUGAAGAAGCUGAAGAAUAGAAAUAAUUUUAAUAUUAAAGUAACAUCAAUAUUAUUAUCAGCGUAGUGUGUCCUAUUAUAGUCUAGUACGUCCCUGACAUUCUACAUCAUUAUUAAAAUAAUGAUAAUAAUAAUAAUAAUAAUUGUUAUUAGUUAAAUAUAAUGCUGACACUUAUUAUUAUCACGAAAAUCAAUACAAAUAAGUCACAGUCACAAAUCACAGACAAA